Messenger RNA from Pongo pygmaeus (Bornean orangutan), 11774 nucleotides. Its product is annotated as U2 small nuclear ribonucleoprotein auxiliary factor 35 kDa subunit-related protein 1. The record is from RefSeq and is a predicted model, not a curated record. Lineage: Eukaryota; Metazoa; Chordata; Mammalia; Primates; Hominidae. Gene Ontology annotation, biological process: mRNA splicing, via spliceosome. Bases 1235 to 2704 code for a protein of 489 amino acids. Gene Ontology annotation, molecular function: RNA binding; metal ion binding. The transcript has a single exon. Gene Ontology annotation, cellular component: U2AF complex.
UUUUUUUUUUUUUUUAAUAAAAAAGGGUUUCACUUUGUCACCCAGGCAGGAGUGCAGUGGCACAAAUACAGAACACUAUAGCCUCAACUUCCUGGGCUCAAGUGAUUCUCCCGCCUCAGCCCCCCAAGUAGCUGAGACCACAGGCACGCACCAUCACGUCUGGCUAAUUUUUGUACUUUUUGUAGAGAUGGGGUUUCGCCAUGUUGGCCAGGCUAGUCUCGAACUCCUGACCUCAAGUGAUCCACCCGCCUCAGCCUCCUGAAGUGCUGGGAUUACAGAUGUGAGCCACUGCACCUGGCCUGAAAUCUCACUCUAAAGAUAUAUACAGAUCUCUCAACCCAACAAACAGGGAUUCAAAGAGUGAAUAUAGUAUAUAGAGAGUAACAGGAUGGACUCAAAGAAACUAACUUCCAAUCCUGGUCCUGCCAUUUACUAGCUAAGCAAACCUUGUACAAGUUACUUAAUCACUUAAGUCUGUUUUUUCCUCUAUAAGAUAGGUAUUAAUUGAAAAUUUUAAAAUUUACCCCUAUAAUUUUGUAAGAAAAUAAAAUUACUAAGCAUAGCAAAGACUUUCUCUGACCCAAGAAUACUGUGUUUUCUAACAACAUCUAUGAAACGUUACUAACAGGAGAACAUGUUAGCUUUCAGUGGGGGAAAGCAAAUCCUAGAACCAAAAAUAUUUAAGCAAAUAUUUAUUUUUAUUUUUUAUUUUUGAGACAGAGUCUCACUCUGUCACCCAGGCUGGAGUGCAGUGGUGCAAUCUUGGCUCACUGCAACCUCUGCCUCCUGGAUUCAAGCAAUUCUCCUGCCUCAGCCUCCCAAGUAGCUGGGAUUACAGGCACAUGCUACCAUGCCUGGCUAAUUUUUUUAUUUUUACUAGAGAUGAGUUUUUGCCAUGUUGGCCAGGCUGUUCUUGAACUCCUGGCCUCAGGUGAUCCGCCUGCUUCGACCUCCCAAAGUGCUGGGAUUACAGGAGUGAGCCACUGCGCCUGGCCAUAAGUAAAUAUUUUAGAACUCUCCUUUUAGUACAUGAAAUGAAAUUCAAAUUUAUGAUACACUUAAUUACAAAAAAAAAGUCUAACUGCAAUAUAAAGGAGAAACAAAAUGAAAGUAAUUUGUAAUAUAUAUAAGUAUGCAAACAAAACAAUACUAGAAAACAUAAAAUAUUCAUAAGUAGAAUCACUGACUGUGGCAGCUAUGAACAAAAUCUUCCAUACAUUCCCAUAGGUUAAGAAUGUCUGAGGGGCCAGGCGGUGCCAGCAAGAUGGCUGCACUCGAGAAGAUGACGUUUCCCGAGACGAUGACGUUUCCAGAGAAACCAAGCCACAGAAAGUACAGGGCCGCCCUGAAGAAGGAGAAACGAAAGAAACGUCGGCAGGAACUUGCUCGACUGAGAGACUCAGGACUCUCACAGGAGGAGGAGGAGGACACUUUUAUUGAAGAACAACAACUAGAAGAAGAGAAGCUAUUGGAAAGAGAGAGGCAAAGAUUACAUGAGGAGUGGUUGCUGAGAGAGCAGAAGGCACAAGAAGAAUUCAGAAUAAAGAAGGAAAAGGAAGAGGCGGCUAAAAAAUGGCAAGAAGAACAAGAGAGAAAGUUAAAGGAACAAUGGAAAGAACAGCAGAGGAAAGAGAGAGAAGAGGAGGAGCAGAAACAACAGGAGAAGAAAGAAAAAGAGGAAGCUGUGCAGAAGAUGCUGGAUCAGGCUGAAAAUGAUUUAGAAAAUGGUACCAUAUGGCAAAACCCAGAACCACCCGUGGAUUUCAGAGUAAUGGAGAAGGAUCGAGCUAAUUGUCCCUUCUACAGUAAAACAGGAGCUUGCAGAUUUGGAGACAGAUGUUCACGUAAACAUAAUUUCCCAACAUCCAGUCCUACCCUUCUUAUUAAGAGCAUGUUUACAACGUUUGGAAUGGAGCAGUGCAGGAGGGAUGACUAUGACCCUGACGCAAGCCUGGAGUAUAGCGAGGAAGAAACCUACCAACAGUUCCUAGAUUUCUAUGAGGAUGUGUUGCCUGAGUUCAAGAACGUGGGGAAAGUGAUUCAGUUCAAGGUCAGCUGCAAUUUGGAACCUCACCUGAGGGGCAAUGUAUAUGUUCAGUACCAGUCAGAAGAAGAAUGCCAAGCAGCCCUUUCUCUGUUUAACGGACGAUGGUAUGCAGGACGACAGCUGCAAUGUGAAUUCUGCCCAGUGACCCGGUGGAAAAUGGCGAUUUGUGGUUUAUUUGAAAUACAACAAUGUCCAAGAGGAAAACACUGCAACUUUCUUCAUGUGUUCAGAAAUCCCAACAAUGAAUUCUGGGAAGCUAAUAGAGACAUCUACUUGUCUCCAGAUCAGACUGGCUCCUCCUUUGGCAAGAACUCCGAGAGGAGGGAGAAGAUGGGCCACCACGACGACUACUACAGCAGGCAGCGGGGAAGGAGAAACCCUAGUCCAGACCACUCCUACAAAAGAAAUGGGGAAUCCGAGAGAAAAAGGAGUAGUCAUAGGGGGAAGAAAUCUCACAAACGCACAUCAAAGAGUCGGGAGAGGCACAAUUCACCAAGCAGAGGAAGAAAUAGGCACCGCAGCCGGGACCAGGGCUGCCGGAGCCAGAGCCGCAGGAGCCACCGCAGCCGGAGCCAAAGUUCCUCUAAGUGCCGAAGUCGUGGCAGGAGGAGGUCGGGUAAUAGAGACAGAACUGUUCAGAGUCCCAAAUCCAAAUAAACUAGUUUUGUUCUUAAAAAAAAAAAAAAAAAAAAAAAAAAAAAAAAAAAGAAUGGACUAGAAUAGUGGCUCACACCUGUAAUCCCAGCACUUUAGGAGGCUGAGGCGGGUGGAUCACUUGAGGUCAGGAGUUUGAGGCAAGCCUGGCCAACAUGGCAAAACCCCGUUUCUACUAAAAAUACAAAAAUUAGCCAGGUGUGGCAGACGUCUGUAAUCCAAGCUACUUGGGAGGCUGAGGCAGGAGAAUCGCUUGAAUCUGGAAGGCAGAGGUUGCAGUGAGUCGACAUCAUGCCACUUCACUCCAGCCUGAGUGACAGAGCGAGACUGUGUCUCAAAAAAUGCAAUUUCUGGACUAGAGGAACUACACCGCCUGCUUUCCAUAUCAGACCAUUCAACCCAAUGCGAUUCACUGCCGUAAUCUCCAUGUUAUGAUUUUAAGCCAGGCCUCUCUUCACCUUUCCUAUUCCUUACAUUUAAAGACUCCAAAGCUUGUUUACUGAGCACAGAUCUUGGAAAACAGGAUCUUCAGACUUGGGAAAGCAUGACAGUAGAUGAUGGAAGGGUAAAGACUCAGACUAGCAUCUAGUAGUCUCACUACACAUGGAUAGUAAUGCUAUGUGCAUGAAUGUGCAAUCAUGCAAAAACUCAAAUCAGCCUUCCACACACACACACAAUGGUAGACUAAGACCUUCUGUUAAAGGUCCAAGCACUCCAAGGAAGCCAGCGCCUUGAGGUACCCUCAGUAUGUGCAAGUAGUUCCAUGUUACUCUUAGUUUUCCCAGCAACUCUGCUCUAGCAUGCCCUAGGCUUAGCCAGCAACAGAUCUCACUGAAUUAUAAGAUGUUGCCAGAAGUUCAGAACCUUGGUUUUUUUGAGAUACGCAUUUGCAUUGACCCAAAAUGGAGAAUUAAAUGACUGUAUUUUUCACUGGCAUUAGCUUUGUUUCCUUGGCAUAGUGCCAGUUAAUUACAACAGACCCUGCAAGACCACCUCUCUAGUUAUUUCCCUGUGGAAGCCUUUUGGUUGGUUUUGUUUUUUUGGUUUUUUUGGUUUGUUUUUUUUUUGAGACGGAGUCUUGCUCUGUUGCCAGGCAGGAGUGCAGUGGCACGAUCAGCUCACUGCAACCUCCGCCUUCCAGAUUCAAGUGAUUCCCCUGCCUCAACCUCUCGAGUAGCUGGUACUACAGGCGCGUGCCACCAAACCCAGCUAAUUUUUUGUAUUUUAGUAGAGACAGGGUUUCACCAUGUUGGCCAGGAUGGUCUUGAUGUCCUGACCUCACGAUCUGCCCACCUUGGCCUCCCAAUGUGCUUAGGAUUAUAGGCGUGAGCCACUGCGCCCUGCUGCCUUUUGUUUUUUAAUAUCCAAAAUUCAUAUAAUGUUUUACUGUAGUUGCUUAUAUAGGAAAAGCUAUACAUCCCCAAAAUGCAAUACAUUAUGAUAUGCAGGAAAUGUCUUGAGUAACAUUUUUGACAGAAUAUGAGAAUCCUUGGUGGACAUUUUGAAGAAUAUGCAGAGCAUCACAGGGGAUGUGCUAUGUAUUCCAGCACACAAAGCAAUUGUUUGUUACUAUAUUAACUAUUUGGAGAGCAGCAAGUGUUUUUAGCAUCUAACAUCCUAACAUGAUAUUUGUUACUUAUAUAUAGGUAUUUUGCUAUAUUUUAUUAAUACUUAGCGAAUUUCGUUGAGUUUUACACUGACAUGUAAUACAUUAAAAUUUUUCCCACUUAAAAUAGUGGAAAAUAAGCUUCUGCAUAGAAUGUAUUCCUACAUAGAAUAUCUGAUUUUCAGAAAUGGAUUAUCGAGAGAGAGACAGAUGUCCAUAUUAAAACCAGAGCAUUAAGGUGAACUGAAAAUGACUCAUUGGAUUAAGAAUCAGGAGAGGUGGGGCCGGGCGCAGUGGCUUACGCCUGUAAUCCCAGCACUUCAGGAGGCUGAGGCAGGUGGAUCACGAGGUCAAGAGACCGAGACCAUCCUGGCCAACAUGGUGAAACCCUGUCUCUACUAAAAUUAGAAAAAAAAUUGCCGGGCAUUGUGGUGGGCGCCUGUAGUCCCAGCCACUCGGGAGGCUGAGGCAGGAGAAUCACUGGAACCCAGGAGGCAGAGGUUGCAGUGAGCUGAGAUUGCGCCACUGCACUCCAGCCUGGUGACAGAGCGAGACUCUGUCUCAAAAAAAAAAAAAAUCAGGAGAGGUGGGGUGUGUUUUAUGACUUUAGGCAAAUCAACCUAAGAGACAGUUUUCUCUUCUGCAGAGUUUUAGGAAAGUCACAAAUUAAUGUACUUGAAGAAAGCAUACAAUAGAAUAGUAGUAUUACCAAAUCCUAAAGUUCUUAUUGUGGAAAAUCUCUGAAAUAUUACCUGCCUAUGUAGAUGCCAACCUUUCAGCAAUCCAGACAAGCUGAUUAUCUUUUCUGGAUGAAUUAAGUCAAGUGUCCACAGUUUUGUACCCCUUCAAUGUGAUUACUUUGUACGCCAGACUGCAGACUGUUAAUUGACUACUUUCUGGUACCCUCUAGCUAUUGUCUUGAGACAGUAAAAUAAUUACUGCUCUCUAGCUACAUCCUUAGCAUUUUCCAGUUCUGAAAUGAAAUCAUUUUCUUAUGUUAAAAAUAAAGUUAAUUACUGUUCAACUCCCAAGGUGAUAUUCAGCUGCCACCUCUUACAACCCUCUCUUCUUAAUCUAUGUAACUAUUCUACAGCCCAGGAAUAGCCUGAGUUUAUUAAAGUCACCCACACAGAUCUGGCUCUUUUCAAUCAAGCUGCCCUCAAAGUGCCAGUUGAUGAUACUCCCAAGGAGACUCACAAGCCCACUGCUGCCUGCAGUUCAGACAGAGUCCAUGCUGUUUUAACUGGACUCUUGGCACUAUUAGCACUGACACAGUGACUCCUUAAAUUACGAAUUACAACAGGCCAUUCUAUUCUGUCUGUGCUUCUAAUGCUGUCACCAUCUGAUUUUCCCCCAGAAGAGGUAUUUCCCAGGUAGGGGUAUGCUUAACAUGCAGUUAGGGAACUGAGAGUUAAUGUCAGAAGAAAAUGUACUUCAACACUGACUUCCUGAUAGGCUACAAUGACUUGAUCAGAAACAGAAGUCUAAGAAAGCCUUUGCAGUGUAGCCACAGAAUAGUUAUGGGCUACAUUGCUCAGCAUGCACAAAUAAAAGCUUAAAAGAACGUGUUAAAGGAAAGAUUUCCCUGUCUUUUUAGCCUCCUACGAAGAUUAAGAAGAAAAAUGUUGCCAGGCACAGUGGCUCACACCUGUAAUCCUAGCACUUUGGGAGGCUGAGGUGGCCAAGAGGAUCACCUGAGGUCAGGAGUUUGAGACCAGCCUGGCCAACAUGGUGAAACCCCAUCUCUACUAAAAAUACAAAAAUUUGCCUAGCGUGGUGGUGGGCACCUGUAAUCCCAGCUACUUGGGAGGCUGAGGCAGGAGAAUUGCUUGAACGCGGGAGGUAGAGGUUGCAGUGAGCAGAGAUCACGCCACUUCACUCCACUCCAGCCUGAGCGAAAUAGCGAAACUCCACCUCAAAAAAAAAAAAAAAAAAAAGAAAAGAAAAAUGUUAUAUUCUCUGUCAAUGGGUGAAAUAGCACAGGUGACAAUUCAGGUCAGGACCUAAUCCUGCCAGAGUUUACUCAACCUUGUUCUAAAAAUAAAUCUAGCCAGGCCUGGUGGCUCACGCCUGUAAUCGCAGCACUUCGGGAGGCUGAGGCGGGUGGAUCACAAGGUCAGGAGUUGAGACCAGCCUGGCCAACAUGGUGAAACCCUGUCUCUAUUAAAAAUACAAAAAUUAGCCGGGCGUGGUUGUGCACCUGUAGUCCCAGCUACUCAGGAGGCUGAGACAGGAGAAUUGCUUGAACCUGGGAAACAGAGGUUGCAGUGAGCCGAGGUCACGCCACUGCACUCCAGCCUGGGUGACAGAGCAAGACUCCGUCUCAAAAAAAAUAAAGUAAAUCUAGAAAAUGAUUUAAAUGAAGGUAAACAGAGGAUACAAAGAUAUUAAUUGAAGCAUUAUGUAUAAUCGCAUGACAAAUGUCCUAAAUGUCUUUCAAUUGGGAAGUGGGUAUCAAUAACAGAUUAGAUAGCUAUGUCAAAGAAUACUGAAUAACAUGAGAAAAUACUCAUAAUACUGUGUUAAUUGAAAAAAGCAAGACACAGAAUUAUAUAUGUGAUCUAAACCACACAUAUGGUUAAGACAGCAAUACAUACAUACAUAUAUAUAUACACAUACACAUACAUACACACAGAGUUCUGUUUUUAUUUAUACACAUAGACCAAUAUAUUUGCACAUUUUAAAAAAUAGGAAGACUACUCUAAGAUGUAGGAUUACAAAUGUUAUUUUCCUCCCUACAUAAAACACAUCCCAACACACACACACACACACACACACACACAAAUGUAAACAGUAGGACAAGGACUUUGUUUUAUUCACCAAAGUAUCUCCCAGAUGUAGAACAGAAUCUGGCACAUGGAGGUUCUAAAUAAAUCUGCUGAAUAAAGGAAUGAGCAUAUGUAAAUUUCAUAAUCAAGAAAAAAAGCUUUUAAAUUUAUUUUUAAACCCUCUUGCUCAAGGCGAGACGUCAGAGCAAAGCUCAGAACAUGCAUGAUCCAAUUUCUACCUAAAUAUGUCAUAUAUUAUCUUCUCAACUAAGCUUUGAUGCCAAGCCAUUGGCUCCUUUUAUUUUCCUCCAAUCUUAUAAGCUGCUUUAGAAAAAUGAAAAUAAAGCCAACAAUAUUAACUCUGCAAAAAAUAAAAUAUUAAACAUGUCCUUGGGCUGGGAGCAGUGGCUCACACCUGUAAUCCCAGCAUUUUGAGAGGCCGAGGCGGGCAGAUCACUUGAGGUCAGGAGUUUGAGACCAGCAUGGCAAACAUGGCGAAACCCCAUCUCUACUAAAAAUACAAAAAUUAGCUGGGUGUGAUGGUGCACGCCUGUAAUCCCAGCUACUUGGCAGGCUGUGGCAGGAGAACCACUGGAACUGGAGAGGCAGUGGUUGCAGUGAGCCAAGAUGGUACCACUGCACUCCAGCCUAGGUGACAGAGCGAGACUCCAUCCCAAAAAACAAAAAACCAAACAAACCCAUGUCCUUACUUGUAAGUCUCUUUCCCACACUUGCAGUCAGCAUGCGAUUGCAACAGCAUAGGUAAGAUGGAUUCUAGUCCCUAAAAUUCAAUACUCUCCUGAACCUUCUCGUACAGACUCUGCAAUUCAGAGGCCUCUUCUCAGUCUGUUUACUAAGUCAUUCAGAAUAUGCCACUAAUGCAGGAAGAAAGUAUUUUGAUUGACAGCAUCAUGACUUUUUAAUCCUUUCAAGUAUAUUAUCUAUUUGGAAUGUAUGCAAUAAAUUCACUCUCAUGAACACUAUGAUGCCAUGUAGCUGGAGACUACUAACGGAUGCACAUUCAUUUUACCAUUAGGGAAGAAAGUUUGCUGCAAAGCAAUAUUUUAAAUGAACUUCAAAACCAAAUAUAAAUGAUUCAGUGACUACCAUUUAUUUUGGAUCUUCUCUCUACCUCUCUGUGAACUCCAUUAGCAGAGGUGAUUAGGAGUAGGCUAGAAGUCAAGCUUGCUCACAUUUGGAAGUUUGAGGUCAGAACUACUGCAAGUAGUUCUGCUGACAAGAUACUGUUCACUGCCACAAGCAAGUGGGCCCAAAGCAAAAGCCAAUUUCUUUCCACUAAAGACUGCACUGUGAGGUCCCUACGAUUAGAUGAAUCUUAUUAAGGGCUUUAAAAUUAUCUGAAGUUUAAAUUAUGUCAUGUCCAAAUUAAAGAUUAUAAGAAUAUUUUUAUAAAUGUUAAAUGACUUUGAAUAAUAAAAACAAAAAAAAUCCAAUCUUUGAAAUCAACUCUUUCCACAGACCAAUUUUUAUUUUCUUCCAUUAGUUUUGAAAGGAAAAUUCUUAAUUGCCUUACAAGGCAUUCUGUGGUGAAGUCAUUCCAAAAUAUAAAAGAAUCGAUACUGAGCAUGUUUUCAUUUAAUUCUUUAAACUUGAAAAGACACUCACUUCAUAUAGUGUCUUGUCUUUUUUCUAACCAUAAAUGGUGUGAUACUGUAUUUAAUGUUCUAUUACUUUUUUUCUUUUUCGAGACAGGGUCUCACUCUGUCACCCAGGCUAGAGUGCAGUGGGGUGAUCGUUGCUUAUUGUGGCCUUGAACUCCUGGGCUCAAACCAUCCUCCCACCUCAGCCUCCUGAGCAGAUGGGACCACAGGCAUGCACCACCAUGCCUGGCGUGCGUUUGUGUUUUUUUUUUUGGGGGGGGGCAACAUGCUGUGAUCUGGGAGCCUGGUUAAUUUUUAAAUUUGUGUGUGUGGAGACAGGGUCUCACCAUGUUGCCCGGGAUGGUGUCAAACUCCUGGCCUCAAGCAGUCCUUCUGCCUUGGCCUCCGAGUAUGCUGGGAUUGCAGGCAAAAGCUAGCACAACUGUCCUCUAUAACUUUUCAUAAUUACUAAAUUAUGCAAAAAAUUUCUGGGUCUGUACAUAUGGAUCUGUUUCAUUCCAUUUAACUGUAUGGAUAUACCAUUAAUUGAAUGAACCAUUUACCUCCUGAUGGACAUUUAUGUUUAUAAUGUUUACAUUAUGGAGUUCAUAUUAUAUACAGUUUACAACAAAAAAUGCUGCCAUGAAUCUCUUUGUGCAGCUCUUUAAUGCACAGUGACUAUUUCCUUAGAAUUGUUAAGAAUAUCAUUUUUCAAUUCAACAAGAAAUUGUUAAAAGGUCCCUUAAAAAGGUUAUUCCAAUUUAUACCACUACCCUGUUAAGUAUCCCUUAUCUGAAAUGCUUGGGACUAAAAGUGUUUCGGGUUUCACAUUUAUUCAGAUUUUGGAAUAUGUACAUUAUACCAACUGAGCAUACCAAAUCAGAAACUCUAAAAUCUAAAUGCUCCAAUGAGCAUUUCCUUUGAUCAUCAUGUGGGCACUCAAAAAGUUUGGGAUUUUAAAGCAUUUAGGAUUUCCAAUUUCAGAUGUUCAGCCUGUACCAUUACAUGUCCAUUUCCCUAUACAUUCACUAAUACCAGAUAUUUUCAAUCUUUAAAAUAUCUACCAGUUUAAUGAACAAAAUAUGGGAUUUCACUAUUUUAACUCACACUUCCCAGAUCACUGGUGAGCUGUUUACUAGCCAUUCAUAUGUUUUCUCUUCCAUGAAAUACUUAUUUAGAACCUUUUCCCAUUUUUCUUUUUCUUUUUACUUACAGAAAUUGUUAUGUAUUCUGGAUAUUCCUUAUUUGGUGUAAAUGUUGUAAAUUUAUCUUCCUAGUCUGUCAUUAUUUUAACUUUGUUUAUGCUGCCCACUGUCAUAUAGAAAUUUAAUUUUUAGAAAUUUUAUUUAGUUGAAUUUAUCAAAUCUUUUUCUUUGAAACUUUCGUAUUUUGUCUUGCUUCUAUACCUCAAAGUUAAAAAAUAUUGUCCUCUACUUUUUUCUAAAACAGAGGUUUUGGCAUAAAAGUCCUGUCUUUGCAAGUCACUCAGGAAAACAGGUGGACACUAAUUAAAGGCAGUUACUUCCCUACCCCUCCUGCUCCAACCCCUAGAGCUGUGAACUAUAACCCAGGAUCACUUCCUUUUGAUGCUGCUUUGCUGGGGUGGAGGGGGACUGUACAGUGAAGCUUUGACCUGAGGAGCUCUUCUGUAGGUGAAGAGUGGUUAACUAUGGUUCCUGUGUGCCUGGGGCCCCCCACUCCUAGGACUCAUCCACGCCCUACCCAGAACUUACUAGUACUAGCACGGACUGGGGCCCCCUCCAUUCCAGUGCCUGAUGGGAUAGCUGAUACUCAUGGAUGAAAAGCAGUUUGUAGGCCAAAAUAAAAAGAUAUUUUAAGAAUAUAUUUCUUUUUUUUUUUAGAGAUGGAGUCUGGCUCUGUUGCCCAGGCUGGAGUGCAAUAGUGUGAUCUCGGUUCACUGCAACCUCUGCGUCCCAGAUUCAAGCAGUUCUCCCGCCUCACUUCCCGAGUAGCUGGGACUACAGGUGCACUCUGCCACACCCAGCUAAUUUCGUUUGUAUUUUAGUAAAGACGGGGUUUCACCGUGUUGCCCAGGCUGGUCUCGAACUCCUGAGCUCAGGCAAUCUGCCCACCUCGGCCUCCCAAAGUGCUAGAAUUGCAGGCGUGAGCCACCAUGCCUGGCCAAGAGUACAUUUCAAAAGAAAAACAACACAAUGAACUACAGGUUUUGGUCAGGAGCAAAAAUAUUAGAACUGCUGACCAAGAAUUUUAAACUGGGGAGCGGUAACCAUACUAAAAGAAAUGAGAAAAUAUUAGCAAUAUGAAACAAGAACAAGAAAACAGAAAAGAGCCAAGCAAAGGCAUUAGGUGUGAACAAUAUAAUAAGUUGAAAUGAAGAACACAGUAUAUGGCAGGAAUAACAGAAUGGUUAUAAUGUAAUCAUGGAAUACAGUUGAAAAUUAGAUGGUCAGAUUGAGUCCGGGCACGGUGGCUCACGCCUGUAAUCCCAGCACCUUGGGAGGCCGAGGUGGGUGGAUUGCUUAAGGUCAGGAGUUCGAGAGCACCCUGGCCAACAUGGUGAAACUCUAUCUCCACCAAAAAAAAUACAAAAAUUGGCCAGGCAUGGUGGCACAUGCCUGUAAUCCCAGCUACUCGGGAGGCUGAGGCAGGACGAUCACUUGAAUCCAGGAUGCGGAGGCUGCAGUGAGCAGAGAUUGUACCAUGGCACUCUAGCCUGGGCAACAGAGCAAGAGUCCAUCUCAGGAAAAAAAAAAAAAAAAAAAAAAGGAGGUCAGAUUGAGAAAUCUCCCAGGAAGAAGUACAAAUAAAUAGAUUUAAAAAAACAACAACAACAACCCUGUCUCUACUAAAAAUACAAAAAUUAGCCAAGCAUGGUGGUGAGCACCUAUAAUCCCUGCUACUUGGGAGGCUGAGGCAGGAGAAUUGCUUGAACCCGGGAGGCGGAGGUUGCAGUGAGCCAAGAUCGCGCCACUGCACUCUAGCCUGGGCAACGGAGCAAGACUCCAUCUCAAAAAAAGAAAAAAAAAAAGCUAAGACCAAAGACAAAAAGAUAUCUAUAUCCAUAAUUACCCAGAACUAAACCUCGAGAUACUACCAUUUGUGAUGGUGGUUGGAGU